UCCACCUCCCCCCCCCCCCCCCCCCCUCCUCCUUUCAUGGCAGGAAAGGCUGGGGUGAUGAUGCCCAUAAGCCAUCCAAUUUGACCCAUGCCAUCCUGGACCUAUAUACAUACCGUCCCUGCUCGCACAUUCGCAAUCUCUACUUCUCUACCACUGCUGUGCUAGCUCCUCUCUCUCUCUUCCUGCUUUUGCCUCAGCCUGCUGCAAGCUUUUGCUUUGGUUUAGGUGCUUCUUUUCCACUCCUUUACUGUUCCCCCACUUUUGCUUGCUUUGUCACGCACACGAAAAGCUCCUGCCUUUACCUUCUCGGACCUUAUCUCCGCCCCGUAGUGGGAUUUGGUGGGAGCUGCGCUGCUUGCCCCUCGCGUUUCUUUGCUCAAUUGGGGUCGCAGCUCGCGGGUGCGCGUGCGCGUGCUCGUGCUCGGAAUUCGGGUUCUCUGGGUGGGGAUUGCGCGGUACCCUGGGCGAUUGCGGACGCUCGCUGCAGAUCUUUGCGCAAUUCCGGCGAGACGGAGAUGAACUGUGGGCCGCCCGACCAGCUGCCGCCGGCGUCGGCGCCGUCGGCGCCGUCGUGCUUCCUCAACCUCAACUGGGACCAGUCCAUGGCCGCCGCCGCGGCCGGCGACCACCUCGACCCGGCGCUCAGCUCGAUGGUCUCCUCCCCGGCGUCCAACUCGACGGCCGCCGCGGCGACUGAUGGGCUCGCUCUGCACGGGAUCUCGCCGCAGCCGCAGUACGGCGGCACGCCUCUCAGCUCGCCCCCCAAGCUCAACCUCUCCAUGAUGGGCCAGUUCCACCACUACCAGCCGCCGCAAGUCGGUGGCGCCGGACCCGGCGGCUUGCCAAUCCUGGAGAACUUGAUGCCGAUGGGCCACCUGGACCAGUUCCUCGCCGACCCAGGCUUCGCCGAGCGCGCGGCGAGGCUUUCCGGCUUUGAUGGCCGCCCCGGUGGAAGCGGCUAUGGCGGCGCCGUGCCGGGACAGUUCGGCCUCCCGGACGCCGGCCCCGUCGGUGCAUUGAAGGAGCUGGAGCUCGGGAACGGCCGGGAUGAGUCAUCGGUGUCCGAUCCGGCGUCGGCCAGCGCGGAGAUGGCGUUGAAAGGUCCUUCCGACGGCAAUGCAAAGAAGCGGAAGGCCAGCGGGAAGGGGAAAGGCAAGGACGGCCCUGGGUCCACCGCCGCAAAGGAUCCCGCCAAGGAGGAAUCCAGUGGGAAGCGGUGCAAAUCGGCGGACGAGAGCAAUGGCGCGGAGGACAACUCCGGCAAGGGGAAGGCCGCGCAGAGCAACAGCGAGAAUGGUGGCAAGAAGCAGGGGAAGGACACAUCGAAGCCCCCCGAGCCGCCCAAGGACUAUAUCCAUGUCCGGGCGAGGCGCGGUGAGGCGACAGACAGCCACAGCCUUGCUGAGAGGGUGAGAAGGGAAAAGAUCAGCCAGAGGAUGAAGCUGCUGCAGGAUCUUGUGCCGGGUUGCAACAAGGUGGUUGGCAAGGCAGUCAUGCUCGAUGAAAUCAUAAACUAUGUGCAGUCCUUGCAACGGCAAGUCGAGUUCCUGUCCAUGAAAUUGGCUACUGUGAAUCCCCAGCUGGACUUCAACAAUUUGCCUAACCUCCUUCCUAAAGAUAUACACCAGUCCUGCGGCCCGAUGCAGAACUCGCAUUUUCCACUGGAGACCUCAGGUGCACCGCUGCCAUACCUUAACCAGUCUCACCAGGGGAGCCCUCUAGGUUGCAGCCUGACCAAUGGCAUGGACAACCAAAGUAAUAUGCACCCACUUGACCCAGCAUUUUGCCGGCAGAUGAAUUCUCAACAUCCUUUUCUCAAUGGAGUUAGCGAUGCGGCCUCGCAGGUUGGGACUUUUUGGCAAGAUGAUCUUCAAAGUGUUGUUCAUAUGGAUAUUGGGCAAGGUCAGGAGAUUGCAGCCACCUCUUCGAACAGCUACAAUGGUUCGUUGCAAACAGUCCACAUGAAAAUGGAGCUUUGACAUAGCUGAAAUUCAAUCCAAAGCUCGACGCCCGUGUAUAUAAAGACGAGAGAUCAGCUUGCAGCGGAAGCACUCUGAGAUUCAACCUAACAACGUUGGGCCCUAGCAGUGUUUUAGCUUCUAAUUUUCCCCUUGGUGUAAUCAUUCUUUGAACAAAAUGUGAAGAGCACCACGCAUGACGGUUGGUUACGCCUUCGCCUAUUUAGCUGCAAGAUCGCACGCAACGAAAUGUGGUGCCUGCCGUACAUGCUCAAUCAGACCCUUAUCCUCUCAAGCGAGAGGGAAGACCUGUAAUAUCAUUUGUAUUGCCAUUAUAUUUGUAGCUGAUAAAUAUAAAUAUUUAAGAUCAUCCCUAUUACUGUC
Panicum hallii is the source of this 2342-nucleotide messenger RNA. Its product is annotated as transcription factor bHLH77-like. Gene Ontology annotation, biological process: regulation of DNA-templated transcription. Bases 516 to 1979 code for a protein of 487 amino acids. NCBI's taxonomy places the organism in Eukaryota, Viridiplantae, Streptophyta, Magnoliopsida, Poales, Poaceae. Gene Ontology annotation, cellular component: nucleus. The record is from RefSeq and is a predicted model, not a curated record. Gene Ontology annotation, molecular function: DNA-binding transcription factor activity; protein dimerization activity. The transcript is spliced from 8 exons.